Oreochromis aureus is the source of this 6128-nucleotide messenger RNA. RefSeq names its product alpha-N-acetylgalactosaminide alpha-2,6-sialyltransferase 1-like. NCBI's taxonomy places the organism in Eukaryota, Metazoa, Chordata, Actinopteri, Cichliformes, Cichlidae. The coding region runs from base 4071 to 5342 and encodes 423 amino acids. The record is from RefSeq and is a predicted model, not a curated record. Gene Ontology annotation, molecular function: sialyltransferase activity. The transcript has 13 exons.
GCCAUUUAUUGGGAACAGCAGUCAUUAUCAGUAAAGAUUGUCAGUGGUUAACACAUCUGCCUCACAUGCAAAAGUUCCUCGGGAGGUGCGACACCCCCAGCCUCAGCUAGAUGGAAGUGUUGCAUCCAUCAUAUAAUCUGUCACAAAUCAAAGACACUGAUCUAUCAAUCUGACAACUCAAAGUAUUUAUAUCAACAAACAGUUUUGAUUUAAGAUACUUCAUAACAAUCUGUUUUUUUUUUUUUUGUGUAUGACAAUCAUCACUGUGUAGUACUUUUUAAUUGUUAGCUAAUAUCUAUCUACAAUAGCAAUGCUUUCACUGUCUUGAAAGCAUUGCUGAACCUGUGGAAAUAUGCUAAAAUGAAUUGUUGGGAAGGCUGGGGCUGCAUACUGACACUUCCUCAGAGGAUAAAUACAGCAGUCGAUGACCUUCAAAGCUGGCUGCAUGUUACAGAUAAACAAUUGGGCCCAAAAACAUGUUCUGUGGAUUUGCCUAUAAGCAGCUGACAAAUAACUAAGCCACUAUAAGCACUCCCAGAGAAGCAGGAGUUGGUGGUCUUGUAGCAAAUAAAUGAUUUAAACUUCCUUUGAUGUACAUAAUUUUGAAUUUAUAUCAAAACAGAAAACAUUAAAUAUCUGUUUAUAUCAAUGUUAAUGUGUUUAAUUAUGCACUCUGAGGUGGAUUUGUGUGUGUAAAACGUAGGCUCCAUAAUUGAUCCCAGUAGUUGUUAAUGGGGCGCUUAUAAUUGUAAAACCGUACCGAUUAUAAUGCUUCAUGUAAGCCAAGAUGGGCAUGAAAAGUUAAAGUGGAGAAACUGGUAAAUUUAAUGUCAAGAUUUUAAUUUGCAACUACAGUUUUGGUGGAGAAUUUGUCAUUUCUAGCAAAAAAGUUUAUCAAACGGGAGACUGUACACUGGGGCUCAGGGUAGUAUAAAACUAUUAUUUACCAUCAUUUAAAUUAGCAACAGCUAUGUUUGUAAGUUGAUCCUUAGUCUGUAUAUCAUUUAUUUUAAAAAAGCCAAACUUAAGAGUUGCAGAUGCACACUGUAGCUUGUUUGUCAUAGGAGGGAUUGAUGAUAGAUGGUUUUUUCUUCCAGGUCUGAAAAGUAAAAGUGCUCAAAUGGCUUAAAUUUGCAUUCCCAGUAAUGGCCGGGGGGGGGGGGCAACUUGAACAGUAUCAAAAGGAGGUUGUAUAUAAUUAUUUAUAUAGAAUGUAUUUGGCUCCCUUUGUCUAUAACCUUAGAAACACUGUCUUAAUGAGUUUAUGAUCUCAUUUUAUUGGUGGGUUUGGACCCUUUUUGGGGUCUAUGGUGCAGAUUCAAACACACUUCACCAGAAACAUUAACAAAGAAGAGAGGACUCUGUUCUGAUAACAUAGGGUUAUUGACAUAAAAAAGUGUUGGUGAUGUAUACUUGUUUGUUUUGGGUUUUUUUUGUUGUUGUUGGGUUUUUUUGCCCUUUAAAAAAAACUGUCCUGUCCAGUAGUUUUAGCAUGUAGAAUCAUGGUCUGAAUGCUUCGUUGUCCCAAACACAUUUGCUUUCCCAAGCCGACCCCUGACAGAGCAAUAGAAAAAGAAAAAGGGACAUGAGGAAAGAGAAAGAGUAAAUGUGUUUUCUAAAUAGUGAAAGUUUAGUUGAACUUUAGCCGCUGUGCAGUGUAACGUAGAUUUGAGUGACCAGUGGAAAUGAAGCUUACAGUUAUGCUAAGUUCAGUCACACAAUAAACGAAAUCAUGGAAGAAAAGUUGAUUCUGGUCAUAUCAAGCUCAAAACUAUUCAAGUAAAGUACAGAUACCUGCUACUUGAGUACAGUAACGAAGUACAAAUACUUCAUUACUUCUCACCUCUAUAAACAAUACACUGUCAGUGCAGAGAAUGGAAAUCAGCCAGGCAACAGGAAAAAGAGAUGUAUAUAUUUUCAAAUUCAGAACAUUUAUUAGAAUUAAAAUUUAGACUAAAAUAAAGUUUGUACUCCCAUUUACUAAUAUUAUUGUAUUAUUACAUUAAUAUGGCACAGUUCAGUUAGCUUUGCAUAAAAACACCUGGUAAAAAAUGUACUUUGAGUACAUUUCAGACCUUUUCUUUUUUUCUAACUUUUACUUGAGAAAAGAAGCUAAAUCAGUACUUCAGCGUUUACCGGAGUAUUUUUUUAACACUAGUACUUGUACUUCUACUUAAGUACAGGAUACUCUGGCCACCUCUACAGUCUAUCCAUCCAUCUCAUGUAGUUCGCUCUUGGUUCACCUUCCACUUUAAUCCGUGAUGCAGACUACUUGGAAGGUGCACACUCAGGUGAGAACACCUAAUGUAUAAACUGUCGGUAAACCCGGCUUGACUUCAUCAGCCUGCACCUUAGGGACACGGGCUCUGUCACAAACCAUUUUAGUCUCUCGCUUUGUGCGCUAGGACCGCCGCUGAUGCGAUUAACGGCACAGACGGGCGGCGAGCCGAGACCCAGCACGUUGCAGAGGGCCGUGCAUGCCCACCUGACAAGCACGACAGCCUGGGGAUAUAACCGCAGGGAUAUUCGGCUCACAUGGGGCGAGGGGCGGAACCAGAGGAUGUGACGUCCAGCUCGGAGAGGAGAUUGUACCAUAUCCCGUAAACGCUGCUCGUUAACGUUGAUGUUUGGUGGGGAUUACUGCAAGCAGCGGGAUGGCCGAAUGAGCGCAUACAGUGGGCUAAGGUGAACGGAAAGCGGAGCAGCAGCAUUUAAGAGUCACGACACGGGGCCAAAGCACGCCUACAAUGGAUAUAACCUUUGUAUUAUUUGCUAUUAUUUCUACGCUUCUCGCCAUUGUGGUCGCAACGUCGCUUUUUAACGGCUCUUCGCCUGCAGCAGACUUUGCAAAUGCGCGGAGUUAUUUCGGACACAGAGAUGGUGUGGCCGGAGGAUUAGAUCAAUCCGGGCCGAAGCAGAAUGGCCAUGUACCCGAUAAGAAGAAGAAGAAGAAGGAGGAGGCGGACGACUGGUGUGAAAUCAGCGGGAGCUCACACGAUCACUGGGAUGUAGUGAAAUCUGUGCUUUCUGAGGAAGCACACUCCCACCCUCAAUCCGAAGAACUGGAAACCCCGGCUGAUGGGUCCAGGCCUGGAUCUCGGAAUACAAUCUUAGAGGUAGCGUCAUCAUCCGAUGCUUCAUCAGGGACAGGCCGAAGGUCGCUCAUUGGGCUUUCUGAUACGGAGCUCCUAAAGUGUGCUUUUUCUUACCCCCAAACUGAAGGAGCAUCAGAGAGAGCGGGGAUGAAUGCAGAAAAGGUGGAAUCAAAUGCAAAUAAUUCCUUGAAGUACGUCCCAGGAAAGGCACGAUCCCACCACUUGGAAAAGAUGAUGACCAAAGAGGAGCUGGAGGAGGAGCAGAGGAUACACUUCACCACAAACUUUAACUGUCUGUAAUCCUGAAAAAGGAGCAAACUGGGGUGCAACAUGAGCAACUGGCUGCAAUCUUCCAGCUACUUAAAGAAAACAAGGAGACUUUUGGGGAGGUGUCAGAGGGAGACAUAGAGGAGCAGCUCCAACUCUACUCCAUCUGAGACCCCUGUUGUGUCAUAGAUGCUCACUAUGACCGUUUAUUCUUAAAAACUACUAAAAAACUUCUCCAUUACACCAAAGGAACUUUUUUGCAGUAUUCAACGUGGCUGGACAGUGCUCUCCCAAUUUUCUGAUUUAUUGUGUUUUACUGCUUUGUUUUUGUUGUUCUGACCACCUGUCAUCCACAUGAAGGGAAAACCAAACUAGACUGGAUCAAUUCUCACACUGAGCAGGUUAAUAUAUGAAUGAAUCUUAAAAAAAAUUAAAGGAAUUCUGUUUAUUUUACUUUUAAAAUAUAUUUCAGAUAUAAGUGAUAUAAACCCUGAGUUAUGUUUGUUUCUGAAGUUGGUUGUGUAAUAAAACACAUUGCUGUUAAUACCUGUGUGUGUGGCUUUGUGUGUCUGAAUACAUUUGUUUGCUUAUCUGUCUGCAAACUGUGGUGUAGCCCAGCCCAUUCACAUCAGUGAGAACGUGUCAAAUUUAGAAGGAAGUGCAAACAUACAUGUGUUUAAUUGAACAGCAAGCCUUCACUCGACAGCAAUGGCAUCCCAAAUCUCCAGGAUAUUUUUAUUGCUCCUUGUAAUAACAGUUAGUUUGGUGGUUUUCAUUCUAUCCCAGGAAUCUUUAUUAAAAAGUUGGACAGUUUUCUCUGGAAAGCAUGAACUCAGAUGGGAAAACGUUUUCUUUGAUAUUAACCUCUGGGGACAGGAAGAAAAAACAGCUGUGCCACCUUCUGUGUCUACCACAGCUGUGGCUGAGACUCCAAUGCCUCUCCUCUACAGAGGAAAUUUCACAAAGCUUCCUCAGUGGGAUUUUGAUGAUGUCUAUAACCAGGAUGCCCCACCUAGACCAACAACAUGUGCCCAAUCACUGCGAAACUCUCAGGAUGAGAACUUCAAGAAGGCUUUUCUUCCCAACAUACGUUUGUUUCUGCACAAGGACAACAUUAACAUGAGCGAGUGGAAUCGCCUUUCACAUUUUAACAAUCCUUUUGGGUUUAUGGACUACAAAUAUGAUGAAGUGAUGGCUUCAGUGAAGCUGAUUCCAAAGCCAAAAGAGCCACUGCUCCUCCCAAAACCAGGUGGUGAUGGCUGUGUUCACUGUGCUGUGGUGGGUACGGCAGGAAUUCUGAACGGCUCAAAAGUGGGUGCAGAGAUCGAUGCUCAUGAUUACGUUUUUCGGAUGAACGGUGCCGUUACCAAAGGUUAUGAGGAAGAUGUAGGAAAUAGAACAUCAGUGUAUGUUCAUACAGAGCACUCCAUCACUGCAUCACCUUAUUUUUUUGGGAAGUAUGGAUACAAAUCUGCCCCUCAUGAUGAGGGAAUAAAAUAUGUGCUGAUUCCUGAGGCAAUGAGAGAUUUCCGAUGGCUCGAGGGUCUUUUCAAAGGACACGAGGGCUUUAGUGGCCCACACCACAAGAAAUGGCCAGGGACCUACUAUUCAGGGCAGUACAAUGAGAGCCGAUUCUACGUUCUCCACCAGGACUUCCUCCGAUAUGUGAGGAACAGGUUCCUAAAGUCACCUAAUCUGAAUAAAAGAUUCUGGGCAAUAGUCAGGCCAACCAAUGGAGCAUUCGCUCUCUUCCUGGCUUUGCAUACUUGUGACACAGUGGAUGCAUAUGGAUUCAUGACUGAUGAGUACAUGAAAUACUCCAACUACUAUGUUCAGAAAUACAUUAAAACUAAAGUAAUUUUCUAUUCCAACCAUGACUACAUUUUGGAGAAGAAUACAUGGAAAGACCUUCACAACAGAAAAAUAAUAAAGCUGUAUCAAAGAACGGAGCCAGAAUCAGGGACUGAAAAGCCAAAGUAACACUGAGUCCACCCGCAAGGAUAAAACCUACACCACUGAUGAUAUUCAAGAGCCAUGUCAGCAAGCACAGCAAGAAGGUCCUUUGUUCACAUCCACCACAUAACUGGAGGCUUUCUUUGUGGAGUUUGCAUGUUCUCUCUGUGUCUGUGUGGGUUCUCUCCGGGUAAUUUAGCUUCCAUUGAUUGUCCAUUAAGACAUGCACUUAGUGGGGUUAGGUUAAUUGGUGAUGGUAUAUUGGCCAUAGGUGUGAAUGUGAGUGUCAAUGGUUUCGUGUCUCUCUCUGCAAUAAACUGGUGAGCUAUCCAAGGUCUGCUACGCCUCUUGCCCUGUGACUGCUUACUUGUGUGUCUUGUCUCUGUGUUUUUUUUAACCUUUCUGUGUCCUCAUUUUUGCCCCCACAUCUGUCGUGUCUGUCAUUGUCUUGUCUGUGUCCCAAUUCUGUCAAGUUAAUCUAUUUUAGUCUCAGUGUUAGUCACCUCCUGUUUUGUUUUGUUAGUCUCUAGUUUUAUGUGUGUUAUGUUCGGUUUUGCUUCUUCUUGUCUAGUUACUCAAAUUCUAUUCAGCUGUGUUCCCUGGUGUUUCUCAUCUCCCUAAUUACCUGGUCUGUAUGCAUUGUCCUUUCUUCUUUAUUGUGUUCACCUUUAACCUGUGUGUUCCACUUUGUGGGUUUGCUGUAUGAUACUUCUCAUUUAGAUAAUUUGCACUUGGCUCAUAUUUUCUUAUUUUUAUGAGCUUUCAACAAUAAAGCUGUUUUUCAGUUUUAAGUCCUGUUUUCCGAGUCCUGCU